This is a messenger RNA of Cokeromyces recurvatus, 957 nucleotides long. Its product is annotated as Metallo-dependent phosphatase-like protein. Gene Ontology annotation, molecular function: hydrolase activity. Bases 1 to 957 code for a protein of 318 amino acids. The transcript has 2 exons. NCBI's taxonomy places the organism in Eukaryota, Fungi, Mucoromycota, Mucoromycetes, Mucorales, Mucoraceae. The record is from RefSeq and is a predicted model, not a curated record.
AUGCUUCUAGGUGCAACUUUCUUAUUUUUUAGUUGCAUCUUAUUUGUUUCCAACGUAACAGCUAAAAUUGAUGAUGAACGUCGAAUAGUAGCUCUGGGUGACCUUCAUGGAAGCUUGGCUAAUACACUUGAGAUUCUAAAGUUUUCAGGCCUCAUUGACAAUGAUCUCCAUUGGAUUGGAGGUGAUGCUAUUUUUGUUCAAACUGGCGACGUAUUAGAUAGAGGUCUUGAUACCAUUAAACUUUAUGAGCUUAUUCAAAAUCUACGUGAUGAGGCACCACUUCAUGGCGGACUUGUUAUUCCUUUGCUUGGCAAUCAUGAAAUCAUGAAUCUUGUAGGUGAUUGGCGGUAUGUAUAUCCAGAUGAAGUAGAAACUUUUGGAGGAUUUGAAGCACGAAAGCUUGCGUUUAAAAAAGAUGGCUUUAUUGGCCAAUAUCUAACAUUACUCAACAUGACAACUAAAGUGGGCUCUACUGUCUUUUGUCAUGGUGGUAUAACACCUUUUUUCAGUCGCCGCGGUAUAGAUUGGAUCAACGACCAAACACAUGAAAGUAUUAUACCCUAUAUGGAAUCACAUGGUCACUAUGGUGAUGAUAAGUAUGGUCUAUUUGGUGGCUAUGGUCCAACUUGGUAUCGAGGUUAUGCUUUGGAUGAUGAAUCUAAAGUAUGUGAUAUACUAGAUGAAGCCUUAGAAUUAUUAGAAGCAAAUCGUAUGGUAGUAGGUCAUACAGUUCAACAUGAUGGUGCCAUUCAUACACGUUGCGGUGGUAAAGUCAUCUUGAUUGAUAUAGGUAUUUCAAAUGCCUAUGGUGGUAGAAAAGGAGCCCUAGAAAUCCGCGGUAAUAAUGUCUUUGCUUUAUAUGCUGAUCGUAAGGAAAGAUUGCCUUCGCCUCCUCCUUAUAUUCCGUUAAGUGAACGAACCAAAAAACAGCCUUUCAUUGUACAUGAAGAAUUAUAA